Messenger RNA from Blastomyces dermatitidis ER-3, 1029 nucleotides. RefSeq lists its product as uncharacterized. The transcript has a single exon. The record is from RefSeq and is a predicted model, not a curated record. The coding region runs from base 1 to 1029 and encodes 342 amino acids. NCBI's taxonomy places the organism in Eukaryota, Fungi, Ascomycota, Eurotiomycetes, Onygenales, Ajellomycetaceae.
AUGUCCCUGUCGCCGCCUCAGACACCGCACUGGCGGCAUGUCUAUAGGGCACUCUUAAGAGAAUCUUCCUAUCUUCCUGACCCAAUUGCUCGUCAAUAUAUGUCCAGCCAUGUCCGGGAAAGUUAUCGAGGCUACCAGCCAAGAAUGAUACAAAACUCUUAUAGAGGCCCUAAUGGGCAGUUCUACCUAGAACGCCGGGCGAGAAAACUCUUGUCGAUUCUCUCCCGAGCAAAUGAUGGAUAUAUGAAACCCCUCGAACGCGUGCUCAUGUUGUCAUACGGCCGAAUCGGACGGCGAAGACAUGUACUAGCACGACCCUUCUUCGUCCCCAAUUCAUCUGCAGAUAAAAUCCCGUUUCGAUUCAUCCUACCCCCAACGUGUCCUCCUAGUUGGGAACCUAUUCCCUCCCUGGCUGCGUUACUGAAAUCGCAGAUGGAGAACCGCAAGCUGAGCUCCAUCGACGCAACACCGGCAAUCCGCGAGAUCCCACAGCCUAAAAAGAGUAUUUGGAAUGGACAUGUGUCCAAGAGGAAAGUGCAGAAAGCUACCGAGAAGUGGUAUGAUAUUGUUAUCAAAAGCUUUCUACCCCCGAUCCCCGAUCAGGAGUGGAACACUUUACAUGGUCUAGCAGUGGGAAAGGAACCGUGGUUCCUACCAAAGAGGCGGAAACGACUAGACACGAAUGAUACCAGGAGCGCGCUUGAUGCAGAAUUUUUGGUCUUCGGCCCACAGAAGGACCGCACCUUCGAGGCAUAUGCACGUGGAAGGCCACACAAAAUUACCCGGAAGCUCAUCACACCCAUCUGGGAGCGAGUAUUGUUGGCAACUCCACGGAUGACGCAGGAUCCAGAAACGAAAAGUUGGAUAGUUCGCUGGGGAAUACCGGCUAGGAAACCUCCCAUGUUCCCAACAUUAGACCCUGAGUUGGCAAUCAACUCGCAGUUGUUUGCCGGUGUUGAUAGCACAACCGGAGCCUUGUUAACGCCAAAACGCACACGGAAACGGGAGACAACGGUCUCGGCAUCGUGA